This is a messenger RNA of Talaromyces amestolkiae, 1977 nucleotides long. RefSeq lists its product as uncharacterized. Gene Ontology annotation, molecular function: RNA binding; GTPase activity; GTP binding. Bases 1 to 1977 code for a protein of 658 amino acids. The record is from RefSeq and is a predicted model, not a curated record. Gene Ontology annotation, biological process: ribosomal large subunit biogenesis. Lineage: Eukaryota; Fungi; Ascomycota; Eurotiomycetes; Eurotiales; Trichocomaceae. The transcript has 4 exons. Gene Ontology annotation, cellular component: nucleolus.
AUGAAGACCACAUGGAAGGAGAUCGCUCCGGUGCCGACCAACCAGGAAUUCCUCGAUAUCGUCCUUAGUCGCACACAACGACGACUGCCGACCGUUAUUCGUGCUGGUUUUCAGAUUAGUCGUAUUCGAGCAUUCUAUACGAGAAAGGUCAAAUUCACAUCGGAAACUUUUUGCGAAAAGUUCCAGGCUAUCCUCGAUGGCUUCCCUCGCUUGCAGGAUAUUCAUCCUUUCCACAAGGAUUUGAUGAACACAUUGUACGAUGCAGACCAUUUCCGAAUUGCGCUUGGUCAAAUCUCCACCGCCAAACAUCUCAUCGAAACCGUCGCUCGCGAUUACGUUCGACUGAUCAAAUACGCCCAAUCGCUCUUCCAAUGCAAACAACUCAAGCGUGCUGCGCUCGGUCGCAUGGCCACAAUCUGCAGACGUCUCAAAGAUCCUCUGCUGUAUCUUGAGCAAGUCAGACAGCAUUUGGGUCGUUUGCCAUCCAUCGACCCCAAUACUCGCACGUUGCUGAUUUGCGGAUACCCAAACGUCGGAAAAUCUAGUUUUUUGAAGAGUAUUACUCGCGCCGAUGUUGAUGUACAGCCUUAUGCAUUUACGACGAAGAGUUUGUUUGUUGGGCAUUUUGACUAUAAGUAUUUGCGGUUCCAGGCGAUUGAUACUCCUGGUAUUCUGGAUCACCCUCUUGAGGAGAUGAACACAAUUGAGAUGCAGUCUAUUACGGCCAUUGCGCAUUUGCGGUCGGCGAUCUUGUAUUUCAUGGAUUUGUCGGAGCAGUGCGGUUACUCUGUUGUCGAUCAGGUCAAGUUGUUCAACAGUAUCAAGCCUCUGUUUGCGAACAAGCUUGUUUUUGUUGUUGUCAACAAGAUUGAUGUCAAGCGUCCUGAAGAUCUGGACCCGGAGACCAAGGAGUUAUUGGAUAGUGUGUUGAAGCAGGGAAAUGUUGAGAUGCUUCAGCUGUCUUGCACUACCACCGAAGGCGUGACAAACGUCAAGAAUGCCGCUUGCGACAAGCUCAUUGCAGAGAGAGUGUCCCAGAAACUCAAGGCCGGUACCAACAGCAGCGGAAAUCCAAGCGGACGUCUUGGUGAAGUUUUGUCGCGUAUCCACGUCGCACAGCCCAUUGGCGGUGUUCGCGAGUCAUUUAUCCCCGACGCAGUCAAGAAUCUCCAGAAAUACGACAAGGAAGACCCCAACCGCCGAAGACUCGAACGCGAUAUCGAAGAAGAGAACGGCGGCGCUGGUGUGUACAGUGUCGAUUUGCAAAAGAACUACACCCUUGCCAACGACGAGUGGAAAUACGACAAGAUACCCGAAAUCUGGAACGGCAAGAAUGUUUAUGAUUACGUUGACCCUGACAUUGAAGCCAAAUUGGCUGCUCUUGAGGAAGAGGAGGAAAAACUCGAAGCAGAAGGGUUCUACGACUCGGACGACAGUGUCGAAGACGCUGAGGAUGCCGAAAUCCGCAUGAAAGCAGACUUGAUCCGCGAGAAGAAAGCAUUGAUGAAGAACGAAGCCCGCUUGAGAAAAUCGCUCAAGAACAGAGCCGCUAUACCGCGUAGCGCCAAGGCGAAGAGACUCUCGGAGAUGGAGAAGGCUCUCGAUAAUGCUGGAUACGAUACUUUUGAUGCUGUCACCCGCGCACAGAGUCAAUCACAACCUUCUCGCGGCCGUGCAUUGAAUCGCGAUGGCGCUGAUGGUAAUGGUGACGAUGCAAUGGAUGUUGAUUCCAACAACCCACGCGACGCAAUUGCGCGCGCCAAGAGCCGCGCUCGCAGCCAAGCAGCCACGAACAGAUUGACAGACGGCGUCACAGACACCACAUCGCGCAGUAAGGCAGAGCGAUUGACCAAGUUGGGACAGAAGAAGAUGAAUCGUAUGGCGCGCCAGGGUGAGGCUGAUCGUCACCAGACCGUGUCGUUGGCGAAGCAUUUGUUCUCUGGAAAGAGAGGUAUGGGCAAGACGCAACGUCGUUAG